UCCCGGGGAGGGGAGAGCGCGCCGAGGCGGGGUGGCCAAAGAGGGAGGAGUGGCCGGGCCGCCCCGAGUGCGGGGGCCGUGGAAUGCGAGACGAGGACAAGGGCAUGCUCGGUGGUGCGGGCAGCGAUGCGGGCCUGGCCAGCGCCGCGGCGCGGGGCCAAGUGGAGAAGGUGCGGCAGCUCCUGGAAGCCGGCGCGGAUCCCAACGGAGUCAACCGCUUCGGGAGGCGCCCGAUCCAGGUCAUGAUGAUGGGCAGCGCCCGCGUGGCCGAGCUGCUGCUGCUCCACGGCGCCGAGCCCAACUGCGCCGACCCCGCCACCCUCAGCCGACGGUGCACGACGCCGCCCGGGAGGGCUUCUUGGACACGCUGGUGGCGCUGCACCGGGCCGGGGCGCGGCUGGACGUGCGCGACGCCGGGGGCCGCCUGCCCGUGGACCUGGCUGAGGAGCGGGGCCACCGCGACGUCGCUCGGUACCUGCGCGCCGCCGCGGGGGACUGAGGGCGGCGCCGGCCCGCCGCCCACGACCAAGGGUUCUCCCUCGCCAGUCCCCCAUCCCUUCCCACUUUCAAAGAGGGCUGCAAACGUGGAGCGGCACACAGCCCGCGAGCUUUCCGGGCGGCUCGAGCCCCAGGAGGAGGAGGAGCCGCCCCGGCAGGAGAUCAAACUCCUUUGUGAACUCUGGAUCCGACCCUCGGCACUCACCUGGAAGCCAGACGCGGACAGCGGGCGCAGAGGGACAUCCUGCCCGAUUAAGGAGCUGGUGACGCUGCAGGGGUCGUCUGCGUUGCGGGGCUCUCUGCCGGAGAGUGCGCGUGACUUCCUGGAGCGACCCCAGGAGCCUGGCGUUCUUCACACAGCUGAUCCUGGGGGCGGAGAGGGAGGGGGCAGCAUUUGGCGAUCCGGAGGCGGGCGGGCGUCCCGCAGGCCCCCACUGACCUCAGUGGAGCUCCUGCUGUGGGUGUCCGGGCCUGGAGGCUGAAGAAUGCGGGCCACACAGGGGUCGAGGUUGGCUUCACGAAGUGCCCAGCCUACCUUGGGCGAUGCGGUGCAAGGCGCGUCACCAGCAGAGCGAAAUUCUCCCCAAGUCCAGAUAAAGGACGGGAGCGACGGCAGACUAGCCCCCCCAAAUUCUGAAAUCCCUGGCUCGGCUCGCCACGACGCAGAGGAGCGAGUUUUUGAAAAGGUGCUGGCUCCUGCGCUUCGCCCGUGGAGGGCGGGACUCUCACGGCGUUCGGAGGCAGAGCGGCCCGCGGGCCGACCGCGGUGAGCGUUAACUGCAGCGGGUGCUGUGACGACUUGCUGCUUCUGCGUUUCUCAGCCUACAGAGACUUCCCUGUGAAUCGCCUCUUGGAAAGGUUCCGUGAUGUUUCCCACUUUUGCAUUGUUCUUCUGUAACUGCCUCAUUUAAUGUGGAUACUUUAAAUAACAUGUCGGCAGAGCUGAGGAAGAACUCCAACUCUUAAAUGAAGUUAUGGCAGCAUGUCAAACUCCCGGUGCUACUGCUUAGAUUGCUUUCAUUCUUAACCUAUUUAUUUCCUUGUGAAAAUGUUGAUCGUUUCCUUUAUGAAGAGUGUCUCAGGGGGUCAAACUAUGAACUAUUCCAAAGGUCUUUGAGAGAUAGAUGUCCUUGUCCAGGAAAUUAUCUUGGAAUAUUUCCCAAAAGGUUGCUGAAAAAGUAGAUGGAGUCUAAAACUGCUGAAAUGUUCUGUUGGUAGCUCCUGGGAUUUCUUAAUAUCUGCUGAACAAACUAAUGGUGCACUCCCUUGAGAUUUCAUUGCCAUUGUUGCUUGACUCACUAUAGCAUUGGAACAAUGGUUAAUUCACUGUUUUAAUAAAGAAUAAACAACAGAGAUUGAACUCAAAGAUGUGAGUGA
Messenger RNA from Lepus europaeus (European hare), 1875 nucleotides. RefSeq lists its product as uncharacterized. Gene Ontology annotation, cellular component: nucleus. The record is from RefSeq and is a predicted model, not a curated record. Gene Ontology annotation, biological process: regulation of cyclin-dependent protein serine/threonine kinase activity; negative regulation of cell population proliferation. Gene Ontology annotation, molecular function: protein kinase binding; cyclin-dependent protein serine/threonine kinase inhibitor activity. Lineage: Eukaryota; Metazoa; Chordata; Mammalia; Lagomorpha; Leporidae.